Messenger RNA from Ictalurus furcatus (blue catfish), 1814 nucleotides. RefSeq names its product PHD and RING finger domain-containing protein 1-like. The record is from RefSeq and is a predicted model, not a curated record. The coding region runs from base 974 to 1786 and encodes 270 amino acids. The transcript is spliced from 5 exons. Lineage: Eukaryota; Metazoa; Chordata; Actinopteri; Siluriformes; Ictaluridae.
UUGCUUAUAUUUCCUUACCUACACAAGAAUUAGGUGGCUAGUCGUGUUUGUUUGUAAAGUGACUGUAGCCUGGAUUUUAGAGUAUAUUCUUCAUUUACAGCUUUAUAAUUCAGUAUCCCGCUCAAUAAGAAGCAAACGAAAUUAUACACCGAAUUUUUAAAGCAGGAGAAGUUUCUUCGUCUGAGGAAACGAGAAAAUUUGCCGUUUUUGCUAGUUACUGCGAUAAGACAACGCGUCAGACAUACUGGAUGGGACAAAACGUGUAAGCCAGUGUAAAUCGAGAGAGAGUCGCGGGUUUAACGACGUCAAUAUUCUGCUUAAUAUAUUGAGCAAAACAGUCAGGUACGCAGUGGGACGAAAAUAAAUAAAUAAAAUAAAAUGGCCAGAAAUAAUCACAAGUGUAGACAAUAGCGCUUUACUGAGACUCCACUUCAUCACCUAUUAAAAUACUGACAAACAUUAUUUAUUAAUUCAGCUGCAAGUCAACAAAUUAACAUAAUUUAUCCAUGAAGUUGGACUGAUGCCGUUAUAUAUGUAUAUAUGUAUAUAUGACAGUCUGUUGCUUUUCUAAACGUUUGUCUUUUUUAAGUUGUGGGCUUCCACAACUGAGUAUCAUUAGAUGAUUGAGUGUUUAAAACGCUGCUGUGGAUUUAAAUAACUGAUUUAAAUAGAACAACAUCCUGUCCAUGGAUUAAAAGUAUGUCCUACAAUAACUGCUUUGGUUUAUGCAUGAAGUAAUAAGAGCUCUGAGAUUUGACAUGCAAAUAAAUGUGACUGUUUUUGUUGUGGAUUAGAGCGUCAUUUCACUGCACAUUUUUGUGGCUCUAUUACACCAGAACCAACUCAGCAUCUCAUUAACAAGCCUGUCAUAAGAAGAACACAAGCAUAUGACUUGAUUGAGAGUCCAUGAUUGAAGAUGAUGCGUAUUCUUUGUGAACGUGACUAUCCUAGAUCAGACAUGCGAGUGUAGAUCAUGGGUGAUCAGAAUCUCAAAGACUUGAAUCCAGACGGUGCGUCUGAUGCAGUCCGAUGCCUUAUCUGCCUUGACAUGUUCAGCGGGCAGCCAGUGGCGAGUCCACAACACUGUGACCACUUCUACUGCCUCGCCUGCAUCACAGAAUGGACCAGGACUACAAAUUCCUGCCCUGUAGAUCGUCGGAAAUUUACUGUCCUUUACCAGAGAAGUUGCGUUGGAAGAGAUAUUGAAAAAAUAAUUAUGGUGGAGCCACGUGAUGGUCAGGGAUUAGAAGUGGAAGAAACAUUUGGAGACGAAAGAAGAGAGCUGAGUGUGUGUGAGGAGUGUGGCAGGAGUGACCGGAGACACUUGAUGCUCCUCUGCUCUGCCUGUGACUCAAGGUUCCACGUAGCUUGUCUGAGUCCACCUUUGGCUGCAGUACCAUUCGAGGAUUGGUUCUGUCAGGAAUGUGCCUCUGACGACAGUCACUUAAGCGACAGUUUCUCUAGAGAUGAGAGUGAAAUAGCUGAGGCUGAAGUGAUGGAUCUGCUAUCUGAAGUUGUCCCAACAUCCAGUCGUCUCAGACUUUCCACUACAGCCCAGCGUGCCGUUUCUGUCCACACCCGCAGGAGUGAGAGAGUUCGACAGCAAAGCAGCAGAACACACACCACUCUGUGUCAGGAUGUCCCCAGAUACCUUCUGAAAUCAAGCUGGUCUAAAACUGAAGAUGCCAUGGCAAGCAAUCUUAUAUUAAACACUCAGAAAGCAGAUAAGAAGGUCACUCGUAAGAAAAGAAGAAGACGGAAAACAGAUAUACUGGAUCCUGUGUGAAGGCACCAAACUGUGUUGUGAUCUAUAU